Haliaeetus leucocephalus (bald eagle) is the source of this 2043-nucleotide messenger RNA. RefSeq names its product exocyst complex component 3-like 4 (gene EXOC3L4). The record is from RefSeq and is a predicted model, not a curated record. Gene Ontology annotation, molecular function: SNARE binding. Lineage: Eukaryota; Metazoa; Chordata; Aves; Accipitriformes; Accipitridae. Bases 1 to 2043 code for a protein of 680 amino acids. Gene Ontology annotation, cellular component: exocyst. The transcript is spliced from 11 exons. Gene Ontology annotation, biological process: exocytosis; exocyst localization.
AUGGAGGUUGCUUCUGAACAAAGCAGCCCAACUUUGCAUAGCAGGGACAGUGGGUUCUUUGAAAGAGGUAUUAAAACAAUGUUAAGCAUCCGGAAAUCAAAACGAAGUCCGAACAAAGAGAAAGGAAAGGAAGGUACCGGCACUUGGAAAGGAAAACGACUUUCUUUGCGAUUCUCCAAGAGCUAUGAGGAGAACAAAACCACGAUCUGUAAUGGUGUGGAGGAGAUUAGUGAGAAGAUAGAAGCAAAGCCCGUUCAAGGAAAGCCUCUUUCAGUAAUGGAAAUCAAUGAACUUAUUCAGAAAAGGCAACUUUUGGAAGCAUUUGCAAGCAUCAGGUACUUGGAAGAUGAGGCUAUUGCUGAACGGGAUGCUGAGAAAUACCAAGAUAACCCCCAGGAAUUUGUACGGAAAUCCAAGGAUGUGGAUUUGCUUUAUAACUCUAUCACAAAUGCGAUCCAGUCCAUUGUGGUGGGAACGCUGGAGCAUCCCACUGCAGAAGACACUAUGCUGACCUCCCUGGUGACUUUAAUUGCUUGUGAAGAAGCAGCUCAUGCUAACACAGGCAAUGCUGCUGGUCCUGGGUUGGACUUGCUUGGCACACCCAGAAAGUGGAGGGAGGAGUGGAGGGAAGCUAUCAACAAGAGUGCUAGAAAAAGAGUCCUGAGGAUACCCAUGGCAUCGAAGGAAGAAGAGAGUUCUUGGCUUGAUCUCCACUUAGGAUUCCUCCAGAAACAACUGAGUGAAGACUUACUGAAAAUCAAGUUAUCAGUAAAAAAGUGCUAUCCAGAGGAGUACCAGGUGUGUGACACGUAUGUGGAGGCUUUUCACAAGGCCAUUGCCUCACACUUGCAAGAUCUCUCCCAGAGACCGCUGGAAUUCAAUGAGCUCUACACCUUACUCAACUGGGUGGCCAACACCUACCGCAGUGAACUCUUUCUGGGUCACCCCGAUCUCAAACCAGAAGUUAAGACAGAAAACCUGUCCCUGCUGUUAACACCAGCUGAUUGGGAUAAACUGAAAAAUGACUACAUCGCUUCUGCAAAGGGGAAAAUCAAAAGCUAUUUUGGAAACAUCCUGCGACUGGAGGUCACAGAGAAGUGGGAGAAGGAAGUUCAUCCAGAAGUGAAGGAAAACCUCUACCACUCCUCGGUCUCCUUUGAUAUUCAAACGAUCAUCGGGGAGCACACAAAGAUAUCUGGAGCAAUCAGUAGAAGCCUGGAAAUGAAAAUGCUUGAGCUGUGCCUGGCAGAGCUGCAUGAAUUCAUACCAAGGUUUGGGGAGGAGUUCGUCGUGUGGAGCACUGCCCGGGACAGCCCCAUCUUUGCGCCCUAUUUCGUUGCCUACGUCAACAGCUUCCACGACCUGGUGUCAGGGUUAGAAACAGUGUUUAAAGUCAACACUGAGGAACUGCAGAAGAUUUUGGCAGCUCUGACAAGGAACUUCACAAAUACUUUUUUAAAUAAAUUAAGAACAAAAGCGCAGCCACUCCUUAAGAAAAUCCUCACCAAGGACUGGAUUUUGGCGACGGAAAGGCCAGACUCGCUGGCGUUGGCAGUCUCGCAGUUCUCCAAGCACCUGCAGCACAUGAGGGAGCCCAUGGGGCAGGAGCUCCUACGUGAUAUUCAUAAGUACGUGGUGAGGGAAUACAUCAUGCAGGUCAUCAAACCCAGACGGAAAAUGAAUGCGGAGACACAGCAGCAAGUGAGUGAAAAGAUGAACCAGGAAGCCAGAAUCCUUAAUAAUACACUCAUUGAUCAGGGCUCUGACUCUGACUGGCUUCUUCCCGCCAUACACCACAUUGCCAAUAUAAUUGGGGAGAAGAAAAAAGACAGGAUCAAGGAGUACGUCAAGGAGCUGUGUCAGGAUUAUCCGGAUAUCAGGAAGGAGCACGUCCUGGCAGUCCUCGCGCUCCGGGGGCUGGGGCGCGCCAGGAGAGCGGCAAUUUUCCGGCAAGGCUACCAUGUGUUGGAGAGCCCCGACGGUAGGGAGGACAGCACGCUCUUCGCUGAAAUUGAUGCCCCGGUGUCCAUCAGCUGCUUCUAA